AUGUGUGUAGUUAUCGCCUCAUCAGCGCGGGGCCACGGACUCCUGCUGCUGUACCGACCCAGGGACAUCAGUGACGCUUGUGUCUUUUCCAAACAUUUGAGAUACGAUCUGUCGUUUGGGAUGGGCAUGUCCGAUACUAUCACUUUGGUAUUUCGGACGCUGACAGAGAUCGACUACGGCUGCACUAUAGAAAUAGUAACGGAAUCGCCGAACGAGCACCUGCUGGUGGUGGUGCGCUAUCCCACCAGCGUCAGCAGCAACUGCGAGAUGAACCGGGACGCCUUCACCAUGCUCAAGAAGUGGCGAUGCAUCCGCUUCUGUGACGUCACGGACGCUAACCACCAGACCCACUACUUCACCUUCCACGUCAAGGAUCGACUGCGGUUCAGAUUCGUCAGCAACAGUAGCAUCAAUGCUGAUCUCAAUGCUCACUUCUACCAAGUGACGGUGACGUCAGCGCGGCUAAAGCCCCGCAGCGGGUGCCUACUUAAGAACGAAACCAUCUGCACUGUUGGAGACGACGACUUCUGCUUCACCAGCGGCGUGGUGUGCGACGGGAUAAAGAACUGCGGGGUGGAUGACUGGUUCGACGAGCGCAAGUCGCAAUGUUCGUUGCCAGUGGAGAGGUUGGGCUUCGCUCCGGUCGUGGCGGUCAUGGCAGCCAUCUUCUGCGCCCUGCUUGCGCUGGCCCACACUAUCCAACGCUGCCUCCCACCCCUCGCGGACUCCUUCUUCAUCUUCAACGCGAAUGAGGAUAACAGACUUUGUAUAGACCCAUUGCUGGUCCCCGGAGACACGGCUCCACCAGACAUUCCCAUAGCAAAACGGAAUUCUAUCAUUCCGGUAUUCUCGAGUUCGUCCUCUGAGGAGGAGAGAGGAAGCCGCUCGGAGUCUGGGCUGAAUGUAACAGAUGUGGAGAUGCAUCCCAUCAGCAUCAAUAGUCAACAAGAGGAAUUGUCAUUCAAUGAGGAUACGAAGGAACCAGAGUCUUCCACUCGCAAAAGCAAUCUGAAGUCCCUAACUGAUCGCCUGCAGGAAACCUUCAGGUCCUUUACCAGGAGACGGUCUAGCUUGCCUAAACCUAACAUAGUAUAG
Molecule: messenger RNA, 1095 nt
Organism: Zerene cesonia (dogface butterfly)
Lineage: Eukaryota; Metazoa; Arthropoda; Insecta; Lepidoptera; Pieridae
Exons: 6
Coding region: 1-1095 (364 amino acids)
Source: RefSeq, a predicted model, not a curated record